AGGCUGCAGAGCUGUCCCGGGGAUGAGCUGAGCUGGACACAGUGACAUUUGCUCAUGUGCACCCCAUGCCAGAGGUGGGGACAGGAAGCCCAGCCCCAACUCCUGGCUGGACAGCUCCUGCCAUCGAGUACCUCCCAAGCCUCAGCCUGGUUGUGCUAUUUAUUAAUCCAUGAUUAUUUUCCAUCUAAUUGUCUCCCCAGUCCCUUGCUGACAUAUCCCCAAUGCCCUGAGGUGAGGAGUGUUACAGGGUGCUGUGCCAGACCCACCUCCCUGCACCUCAGCUCCGAUCCAUGUGUGUUUGAGCAGUGCCACCUUCAUUUUGCACAGACUGUGACUGGGUCAUCCUCAUUCCUUCCAGGUCCUUACCACAGCCCUCCAGAGCACAUGGAAAUGGGGAUGGCAGUGAAUCAGUCCAGGAGGAGCUGCCACCCCCCAGCCCCUUCCUCUCUUGUCCCUUGUUCCCACCAUGUCCACGUGGAUGCUCUGAGCAUCACGGAGUUACGCUGCCACCCAUGAGGCAGGACUGGAUGGAUUUAUAGUGGUUUUUUCAUGGUACAACUUCUCAGCUGGGAUUUUCCUUGACUGCCUGUGGCCUGUGCCCUGGCUCAGCACUGCCCAGAUAGCAGGAGAACAUCCAUCUCCUCUGCCAUGUUUCCCUGCAUCCAGGGACUGUCGUUCCUUUAUAGAAAACUGCCAACUGCUUAAGAUACAGGGAAAAACUGGAAUGAUUUUCCCCUUGCUUCCUGGCUCCUGCUUUUCCUGGAUUUAGAAUUCUCCUCUACCAAGAUUACCUGAAAGUUUUAAAUUCUUUUCAAGAGCAGCUGAGGUUUGCAGGUGCUGGUUUUAUUCCAGAGCAAAGCCCCAAGAAAAUUACAGGUGCCUGAUGACACUACCAUGAAAACUGUCCAUGCAGCCUUACCCCAGAGCUGUAACAGACUCUGUGCAGAUAUCCCUGAUAUACCCCCUUAUUUUUUAUUUUUCAGCAUGGGUAAGACACUCUUCUGUCUCCAGCAGCUCCCUAACCCUGUGCAGUGUGGGGUCUUGGCAGUGCAAGGGCUAAAAGCACUGUGCCUAGGCAUACUUGGGAAAGCAUAAGAUACCUUGUAGCCAAUAUAGGAGCUACCAAAUUUUAGUCACAAGCUAGAGACACAGGAUGUAACUUGGCAAGAAAUAGGGAACAAAACUUGCAAAAAAUGAAGGGCAGAGCUUGCUGAAACCAGUGAGAAAAUCGCUGAAACAGCCAACAAGAGACUGCACAUGCCUAGAGGAGAGAGAUGAAAAGGGCACGGUGAUGAAGACAUCCAGCCUUCAUCAGAAAGAACCACUGAGGAAUGUUGCAACACGACACGAAACAAACAUCACUCACACACUGAGAUGUCAAAGGCAAAAAAGGUAUAUUUAUUUCUGGACUUCGAUAUUUACAGAAUUCUAAAAGUGACCGUGGAUUGGAGGAUGAAAUUGCUACCUCUCCAACCACACUGGUCAAACUAACAGUCCAUCAAUUCUCUUCCUCCAGAAAGGAACGUAAAACAAUCACUAGUUACAUGAAAAGUGCGUGAGAAACUCCAUUACAAAAAUGUAAACAUCAGAAGGCUUCGAAGAACUUUAGAAGAACAGGGCAACAGAGGAAGACACGGAGCCUUCCUCCGUGCACCCACCCUGGUGCUCUGUGCCUGCUCUCCGUGUGUGCUGAAGAUAAUGAUGGUCCCUUUGAGCAGAGCUGGGGUUCCUCGGCGCCACGCCAAGAGGUCACAAUGCUCUGGGUGGGUGCCAGCGCUGAGGGUUUGUCCUGGCUGCCCUGGGCAGCACCUGAGGCAGAGGAGCCCGAGCCGCCCCAGCCAGCACAGGGCUGGGAGCCAGCUCAGCGAGGGAGCCGAGGCCGGGCCGGCGCUGCGGGGCCAUGUCAGGUGUCCACUACAAGUUCUUCUCCAAGCUGAGCUACGACGUGGUCACAUUUCAUGGCCACAGCAUCUCCCUGGGUGACCUCAAGCGCCAGAUCAUGGCCCGCGAGAGGCUCAAGGUGGCCAACUGUGACCUGCAGAUCCUCAAGGCUGAGACCAGUGAAGAAUACUCUGAUGAUGCACAGAUCCCAAAGAACGUCUCGGUGAUCGUGAAGAGGGUCCCAGCUCGAGCUAUGUGAGUAUCCAUGAAGCUCUGCAUUCCCUGUGAGGGAUGUCAGGGUGUGAACUUCUUUUCUGGAUAUGGGUUUGCAGAGGCACUUGGACUGCAUCUGGUCAAAGCUGCUGGUAAUUUCCUUUUUCGUGUGUAGAUUUUAAUGCAUCUGCUCCAAAGCAGACUCACACUGUUAGGUUUGCAGGGACGUGGGGUUCAAACUCCAACACUGGUAAUUCCUAAGGUGAUUCUCUUGGUUUUCUUCUUGGGAUGAUUGGGCUGAGAGCCAAGUCACAGAUCCUGUUUCUUCCACAUGAGGACAUUUCAGAUUGUAUGUGUUUGCUUUUAUUGACUUCAUAGUAAUGACAGGUACACACCGUAACAAUUACAUAUUAUUAGAAAUAAACUUCUAAUGUGUUCCCAUCUGAGAAAAGCCUGGUUGUCAGUAUUUGACUAUUUCUUGCACUGGGGUUUGGGGACUGUAGAAGAGAGACCUGUCUGUAGAAGAGACACCAAGAAUUCUGGAUGCCUCAGUGUUGUGCUUCUAAACAUGGCUUUGUUUGGGGUUAAUGCAAAUAUGGAUGCUUCAUGCUGGCCUGUCACAGCAUCCUCCCUUUCGGGCUGGCGGGCCCUCCCCUGGUGUGGUGCUGCCCUGCAGUGAGAGGAUGGAUGCUGGCAGUACUCAGACCCCAUCAGCUCCUGCGUGUGACAAUCACGAGGCAAUGGCUGUGCAGCUGCAGCGAUGGCAGUUUCCCAGGCAGAGGAGCUUUCUGUCCCUCCAGCUGGAAACACGGCAGGAAUAUCUGGCAGAGUGGCUGAUAUGUGGGAGGGAUGAGGAUCUGCUGUCACAGGGGUUGUGUGUCUGAUUCCUGAGCACCUGAAUCAGACACAGAUCACUGAGUAUGUGGAGUCUCAGGAAGUCUGCAAAUGUAAUAAAUAGCUCCCAAAAUAUUGUUGCAUUUUCAAGAUCACCUGAAAGGAAAUUCUGCCAAUUAAGACUCUUUUUUUUCCCCCCACAGAGCUCCUAAAUUUCACCAACCCCUAGGAAAGGCUUCCAGGUGACCUUUCUACCACUCUUUGUAGUCACUGUAGCAUCUGUAACACACUGGGCACUUUGGCCCUGUUGUGCUUAAGGAUGGCAGAGAUCUGAACACAGGGCUUGGGCUCCCUCAGAGAAACACCACUCUGGAGAUGGAGCUGCUGGCAGGUCUGGUAUUGCUUUGGCAGAGGAGGGGUUAUCUUUCCCUGAAAGAAACCUGCACUCCUGAGCGUUGACACUGUCACUGUUCUGGCUAAGAAACUACACUCCUGUGUAACUGGUGACCAUAGAAAUGAGAUUUUGGAGGCUUUAGUUGCAUUGGAGGUACCAAGAGAGAAGAGUUUAUGAAGACAAAUAAAUUUCCACAUUCACUCAACUAUCAGAACAUCAUGGUUUGUGGUUCAGGUGUUCUUGUUGGUUUUCACUGCUUGAUGCUGGGUCCAAGUGCUUCAUUUUAAUUUCUGAUCACCUCUGUUUCUUCUGCCAGGAACCAAAAUGAGCCAGUGAGGGGAACAUCCAAGGCAGUACGUAAAACCCCAGCCUCACACUUCUUCCUACACACUGCACUUCAUUCUAAACAGUGCAUCCUUGUAUUAAUUUUCUGGACUUUGAACUUGAAUAUGGUUUAAUUCUUUUGUGAACAGAUUUCUGACUCUUCUGCCCCUCUUUCUCUGGCCCAGCUCAUUAAGGUAUAGAGAUAUUCUUUGUCAAAUACUUGAAAAAAAAUCCUUUGCUUAGUCUUUUAAAAUCUUAUAUGGUGAUCUACAGCUGGAUAAUUGUGGUAAUAUGAUCAAAACUGUAUUUUUAAUAACUUAAGGUGUUUACAGUAAGUUUAAAAUGCAUGAAUGUUGUGAUGCUAUCCCAGAAAGAGAAGUUCCCAGGUCGGGAAGAGGAAAGGGGAGCACCUUAUCAGCCCCAACAUAAUGUUGCAGCAUUACUCCUUUUCAAGACCCAAAGCAGCAGCACUUCAGCACCUGUUUCCCAUUUUCUAUCAUCAGUUUUGCACUGGAAACUAACAGUUUGUGUUGUACAAAUGUGUACAGAAGAACUGAACUGACUGUAAGUUAUGGACAUUUCAGGGAAGUUUGCAGCAGCCAAAACAAACAUUCCUGGAACAAGGACACUUGUGAGGCUUGAGUUUUGAAUUUUUUGCCAUGACAGCUAUAGAUCAAUUCUUCGGGUGCUGCACUUGUUCACAAAUUGGGGACAGUGGAUAACACAAUCUCCUUUGUCUGAGUGCAGACAGUGUAAAUUAUUUUGGUAUCAUUAUUACUUUGUAAAAAGUGCCAUAUUUGAAUCUGGGUCUAUUCCUAGGCAUGUUUUGGUGGGGUUUGGCUGUGUUUUGUAAACUAUUUGGGUUCAAACACAUUGGUGAAGUGUCUGUAGAUUUCUCUGUAAAUGUUGAUGGAAAUGAUUCCAGAGAGGUGGAUCUGGAUAUUGUUCCUGUACAGAAAAACACUGUGUCAAUGAAACACCCAUUUAUUAAAUCUCUGAAUUGGUUGCUUUUGUGAAGGAAUAUCUGUGAAAGCAAAACCUCAAGAGAUUGAUCUCUCCUGGGCUGCGUGGAGGCUGUUGUCUUUGGCUGUGGAGGCUAAAACGUGUUCUUCAUGUGUAUGUCCAACCCUCCCCUGUCACACAGACCUCGAAUCUGGCUGAGGCCAAUGCUGCAGAGGAGGAGAAGAUCAAAGCCAUGAUGAUCCAGUCCUGCCGUUACUAUGAGCCCCUCAAGUAAGUGUUGGUAAGGUCAAAUCUGGUCUUGGAAGAACAUGGAAGAAUCACGUUUAUCUCUGACAAAGGAUCUGUUCUGACAAGGGACACACAUUCCUACCUUCCUCUUUUUUUACCCCGAAAAACUUGCAGUGACCUGAAGCCACCCUUGGGUCCUGUUCCAUCAUCAUCUACCAGCCCUGUUCCCAGGCUUAAAAGGAGCUCAGGAAUUCCUAUGAGUUUUAUGGUGGAGGUGAAGGACCCCAACACAAAGGGAGCAAUGCUUACUCCCAGUGGGAAAUAUGCCAUCCCAAUUAUUAAUUUGUAAGUAUGGAUUGAAUUGCACUGACCAAAACUGACCAAGAGAAGCCAUGGGGAAAUGUCUGAGUGGCAAAGCCACCAUAAUGGCCACCACCUGUCCUUCAGGGCAGAGAGUGUUGCCACUGUAGCUGAUCCAUCCCAGCGGUCACCUAAAAAUCCCAGAUUCUGUAAGCAAGGAAAUAACAACUGAAGGACAAGAACAGGACAAAUCCAUUGUCCCAAGGCAGCAAUGCAGAGAGUCCAAAAUCCAUCCAUAGCUCUGGAAGUUCAUUGGGCACAGGAGAGUGGAGAGAGAUGGACCCUCCUGGAUGUUUUUGCCCUCACACAGUAGCUGCUCUUCUGCCUUGGCAGCAGGAAUUUCUCCAAGGUACCAAGUUCUUCCAAGGACAGCAGUGUUAUGGCAGCAGCUGAGAAAUGCUUUCACAUGAGCAUAUGGAGAGGAAAGAAAACAUGUAAACCAAAUUUCGGAGGAAAACAAGUGAGGAGAGAAACAGUUUUGAAUUAAAUUCAUCAUGUCCUUCUUUCACCCAUACAGAAGACAACAUCCACAGCCAAGGUCUCCAGCUGGAAUGGAGCCUCCAAUGAAGAAAGUCAAGAAAGCAGACAAGCCAGUUUAAGUCAUGUUCUUCAUUCUUCAUUCCUGUUCUGUAUUCAUGUUCGAAAUUGUUUGCUCUUCUUUUUUGUUCUACCUUCCUAUUCUUAUUUCAUUGUUCUUUAUUCACUGUUGUUAUUUCAUGUUGGUGAUUAAUUAUUCACUUCUUGUUCUUGUUCUUCAUCACUCUUCUUAUUUCAUCUUCCUGCAAUCUCUUGCAAGACCGAUUUGGACAAUAAACAACCCAGCAUGGAAAGGAACUGAUUUUGCUCUACUUUUCCCUAGAUGUGCUGCUUCUU
This is a messenger RNA of Motacilla alba alba, 6070 nucleotides long. RefSeq names its product E3 ubiquitin-protein ligase RBBP6-like. Gene Ontology annotation, cellular component: nucleus. NCBI's taxonomy places the organism in Eukaryota, Metazoa, Chordata, Aves, Passeriformes, Motacillidae. Gene Ontology annotation, biological process: ubiquitin-dependent protein catabolic process; protein ubiquitination; mRNA processing. The transcript has 2 exons. Gene Ontology annotation, molecular function: zinc ion binding; ubiquitin protein ligase activity. The coding region runs from base 1901 to 2140 and encodes 79 amino acids. The record is from RefSeq and is a predicted model, not a curated record.